This is a messenger RNA of Lactuca saligna, 444 nucleotides long. The record is from the annotation of a GenBank genome assembly. NCBI's taxonomy places the organism in Eukaryota, Viridiplantae, Streptophyta, Magnoliopsida, Asterales, Asteraceae.
AUGCUACACAAACAAUCAGGUCCAGGUGGUGAAACAUGGAGAUGUAAUCUCACUGUUGACGGAUCAUUCACAGUAAACGUCCUCCGGAAAAAACUAGACCUCAACUCCACACUAAACCUGGAUCAGUUUACAUGGCUGAGGGAGAUCCCGAUUAAAAUCAAUUGUUUCAUUUGGAGGGCUAAAAUGGGCAAAAUACCUUCAACCUUGGGCCUUUUAUCCAGAGGGGUAGAUGUGGAAAAAAAAUUAUGCAGUCACUGUGAAGUAGUGGAAUGCGUAGACCAUGCAUUGGUGGGGUGUAAGUACGCGAGCACGGUUUUACAACUAGUGCUAAAAUGGUGUAGAGUUCCUCUUGUAGAACUCAAAACAGUACAUGAGGUGAUCACAUACGCUCAAGCAUUGUCCAACUGCUCCAAAAAAAAGAAGGUUGCUAAUGGGAAUCUGUGA